AUGCCUCUUAGUAUUAUUAGUAGCUUCUACAAGGUAAUAUCUAAACUUUUGGAUGACAUAAUUAAAGUGGUUAUGCCUCAACUUAUAUCGAGUGCACUGGAAGCUUUUGUGAAGCAUAAACAGAUAUUAAAUGGUAUUUUAUUGGCUAAUGAAUGCAUCAAUAACAGAUUAAGACAGAGAAGAGCAGGUAUUCUUUGCAAAAUUGACAUGGAGAAGGCAUUUUACAAUGUCAAUUGGCCCUCUCUUUUUGCAAUUUUAGAGAAAAAUGGCUUUGGCGCAAAGUGGAUCAAGUGGAUUAGAUGGUGCGUUACGGAAGCUCAAUUCUCGGUGUUGGUGAAUGGUGCAACGACUGAAAGAAUCAAGCCAUCUAAAGGUUAA
Papaver somniferum (opium poppy) is the source of this 378-nucleotide messenger RNA. RefSeq lists its product as uncharacterized. The coding region runs from base 1 to 378 and encodes 125 amino acids. NCBI's taxonomy places the organism in Eukaryota, Viridiplantae, Streptophyta, Magnoliopsida, Ranunculales, Papaveraceae. The transcript has a single exon. The record is from RefSeq and is a predicted model, not a curated record.